AUGGCUUCACCCUCAGAGUUCCUGACCUUCUACCGUCGCACUGCCCGCCUUAGCACCCUAAGACAGUCUCGCAUCGUACCAGCCUCUCCUCGCCGCACCUUCGUUUCGUCAACAUGCCGUUACAGCAGCGGCGGCAAGCUCAGCACCGAUGACAGCGUCGCAAACGAAGCCUAUCCCGACAGCAAGCAUGCCACCGACAAGAAGGACAGACUUGACGUUCAGAGCGACAAUGCCGCAAAGGGCCAAGAGUCGAAGAGCCGUGGUGAGGGUGGUACCGCUACUCAGCGCAGGGACACCAACAACAGCACCGCAAAGGCCAAGCAAGAGAACCCCGAGGCCCCUGAUGUUGUCAUCGGUAUGCAGGACGAGAGAGGUGGAAAGGGUGCCUAA
This is a messenger RNA of Aureobasidium subglaciale EXF-2481, 390 nucleotides long. RefSeq lists its product as uncharacterized. The transcript is spliced from 2 exons. NCBI's taxonomy places the organism in Eukaryota, Fungi, Ascomycota, Dothideomycetes, Dothideales, Saccotheciaceae. Bases 1 to 390 code for a protein of 129 amino acids. The record is from RefSeq and is a predicted model, not a curated record.